UUUUUUUAGUGAUUGCUUGUCAUUGCUCUGUGUCGGUAGAUUUGACCCUUUCUUUGUCGUUUUGUCGUCUUUAGUAGGGAGGUCUAUCAAGAGGUGUCUCAACGACUAUUGUCACUCAAUCCAGUCAGGUUAGGCUAGCUAGGUUCCUCGUUGUCGGGUAUCUACCUACCUACCCAGCUUACCUAGCAUCUAAGCGAUCAAACAUCCCACUCACACAGCAGCAACCUUCCACUGUCAGCAAGACUAUUCCGUAUAUCAAGGUCCAAGUCAAGAUCACUCGCGACCCACCACCCACAACACUCAAUCCAACAAGCCAAUUAUCAUGUCCAACCGCCGCAAAUGUCUCCUCAUCGGCAUCAAUUACCUGGGCUCCAAACACCAACUCCAAGGCUGCAUCGACGACGUGAUGAACAUGACUGAAUUCCUCGCCUCACGAAACUACCCACGCCACCCACUCAGCAUGGUCACCAUGACCGAUUCACCUCAAACCGCCCCCACCUCUCCUUAUUACCCAUCAGGCCACAACAUCCUCGCUGCCAUGGAUUGGCUAGUCUCAGAACCCGGUUGUAUGUUAUUCUUACAUUAUUCCGGUCACGGUGGCCAGGUACCGGGGCAGCGUGAAACUGGGUUCGAUGAUACUAUUGUUCCUGUUGACUUUGAGUCCAUGGGGAUGAUAGAUAGUGGUACUUUGCAUCGGCAUCUGGUUUCGGCACUGGCCCCAGCGUGUACGUUGGUGAUUCUGUUUGAUUGUUGUCAUAGUGGAUCUGCCGUUGAACUUCCCUUCGUGUAUCGCACCGAUGAAGAGGGUAACCUGAAUUUACUCGACAACUUGCGAAUGGGAGCGAAUUUAAUCCGCGAGGUGAGUUUUCCAGGGUAUAUUGGCUUGUUCGUUCCCUUUCGAUUAACCACUAUUUCUCAAUUUCACUUCUCAAUUUCCGCCUCUGAAAUCGCAAGCUGGUGCUCCUUCUCCUCAAUGACUAACCACCUCUUCCUUCAAUCUCUUCCCAUUAUAGGCCAACCAUCUCAUACAUGGCGAAAUUCGCGCUCAACCAGGUGACGCCCAACGUCUUCUUGCUGGCGCUACCUCCUUCUUCCGCGGUCUCAAACAUCAAUGGAACGACGAACAGGCCGGCGAAGGGUUACAAGAGGUCGAUGAUUUCCAACAAGAUUGGUCACGCGAGGGAAAAUCCGUCUUUAUGUUUUCUGGAUGUCGUGAUGAACAGACGAGUGCUGAUACUUUUAUUAAUGGGAGACAUGUUGGAGCCAUGUCUUGGGCUUUUCUUGAAACCAUGAAACGAGAUGUUAACUGGAAUGUCAGUUAUAUUCAGAUCCUGCAAAACACACGCUGGUUACUUCAACAGAAAUAUUCCCAGGUACCUCAGUUGUCUUGUGGGUACCAGUUUGACUUGAACAGUCCGUUUCGAAUAUAGACAAUGUUUGGAGGAUAAGGGGUUGAAAACAGGUCUGACUUACCGACUGGUAAUGACCAACGACGAAUGAGAAAUGACUGAGAACAAAAAGAUCAACGAACUUCAACAUAAAACUUGUACGACUGUUUUUACAAUCAAUAUUUGAAAUGCAAGGGUGACAUGGUCUCAUAGAUUAAGCGAGAGCUCGAUCUCCGUAGCCAAAUCCAUACCGUUUUUAAGCAUGCGAUGAGACCUA
Exophiala mesophila is the source of this 1665-nucleotide messenger RNA. RefSeq lists its product as hypothetical. Gene Ontology annotation, molecular function: cysteine-type endopeptidase activity. The record is from RefSeq and is a predicted model, not a curated record. Lineage: Eukaryota; Fungi; Ascomycota; Eurotiomycetes; Chaetothyriales; Herpotrichiellaceae. Gene Ontology annotation, biological process: proteolysis. The coding region runs from base 323 to 1057 and encodes 244 amino acids. The transcript is spliced from 4 exons.